This is a messenger RNA of Baudoinia panamericana UAMH 10762, 1998 nucleotides long. RefSeq lists its product as uncharacterized. The transcript has a single exon. NCBI's taxonomy places the organism in Eukaryota, Fungi, Ascomycota, Dothideomycetes, Mycosphaerellales, Teratosphaeriaceae. The coding region runs from base 1 to 1998 and encodes 665 amino acids. Gene Ontology annotation, cellular component: nuclear origin of replication recognition complex; nuclear pre-replicative complex; DNA replication preinitiation complex. The record is from RefSeq and is a predicted model, not a curated record. Gene Ontology annotation, biological process: DNA replication initiation; DNA replication. Gene Ontology annotation, molecular function: DNA replication origin binding.
AUGGAAUAUGGAAAGGCGUACGUCUUCCAGCCGAGCGACAUACGACCUGCGAAACGACGCCGCGUUGAUACGCAAGGCUUGCAGGCUUCUUGGCGGCGAAGACGCGAGGCGUACACGAAAGCGUGGCAGGCGCAGCAACGAGCCAUUGACGAACGCUUGAGCAGCAUCAAUGCUGCGACAGUCUCUGAGGUCUCUGCCUUCUUGGACGAAGCGAUCAGCAGCCCGCAGUCCGAGCGCAUACCUACCGGCGUCAUUCUAGCUGGCUACGGCGUCAAUUCGCACAGCAGUAUCGUAUCGCAGCUGGCCCGCAGAAAGAGUGCCGACGAGGAUGGACGACAGAUCUACGUGACUCUGACUUCGGCCUAUGGAGCUAACCUCAAGGCAUUACUUAAGUCACUCAUACAACGAGCGCUCCGACGCCAGACAGGACUGGACGACGAUGAAGAGGAUCCGCCGACUGCUACUGCUCGGAGGGGACCACGAUUGCUCAACUACGACCUCCAAUUACUGCAUGACUACGUACGCGAGCACAAGCUCCAACAAAUCGUAGUGGCUUUCGAAGACACGGAAGCGUUUGACAGUGAUCUGCUGUCCGAGCUGAUCGAGAUGCUGGGCUGCUGGCACGGUCGCAUACCUUUCGCCUUCCUUUUCAACAUCGCUACGUCGAUCGACUUCCUGCAACAACGACUCGCCAGAGCCGCGAUCAAAUGCCUAGAUGGCCGACUCUUCGACCUUGCACCUGCGGGCGAAGCAGUUGAGGCAGUCUUUGAUGCGCUGAUGAGCUCUGGCGCGCCCUUGUGGCUGGGGCCAAGUGUGAUGAGCAUCUUGCUUGAACGUCAGGGCGACUACAUACAGAGCAUUGACGGCUUCGUAGAUGCUGUACGAUACGCUUACAUGUCUGCCUACUACGCUAAUGCUUCGACCCAGUGCCUGGAGUCGUCCGAGAAUCUACCGGACGACCAUUGCGAGGCGCUGCGCAACCUUGAGUCUUUCCGCGCCUAUGCGCAACAGAUGCUAGAAAACAAGGAGCUGCUGCGGCUGAAAGACUGCCUGGAGUCGAACCAGAGCCUUGCGGCAGUCACCUCGUUGCGGAUUACGGAAGGUCAGCGCAAGCUCAAUGACAUGAUGUCUGCUCUAUCAACUCUCCGCAAGAUUCAGGAAGUCCUGCCGAACAUGUCCGUCUCGCCGCGGUCGUCUUUGUACGUGCAGGCUAUGUCCGGAAAGCUACACGGUUCGACUCUUCUACGGAUGCUUCUAUUAACCAUCAGGAAGAUGCCGUCGCAUGUCACUGUGCGCCUGCUGGAAGCUAUCUUGGCGGCAGACUCACUUGACACUUAUGCCCAGGGCGUGUGCAGGCAGCUUUUAGGGGAGUUGAAUGAGAUUCUAGGGUCACGGAACGACCCAACACAGCCUCUACGUAGCGAAGAUGAUGUGCAGAACUCGACCCUACGAACGACUGUAGUGGCACAGAAAGUAGAGUUGAGCAAACACAAGGCCGCGCUGUCCGAUCAAGACAAAGCGUACACCCAGGUGCUGGGCCGUCUAAGUGAGGUCCUGGAGAGUUACUUCGAAGAGACUCUCGUCAAUCCGAAGGAUCUCCCCUUUCACGAAGUCUUCGUCUACGACCUCAAAUCACCUCAUCGCGAAGUCUUCAUGCCGAGGCCGCGGCAUGCCAUCGAGCGAGCGCUUGCUUCGCCGCACGACUACCUUGACUGCGAGUGCUGCGAACCCGAUCGCGGCGAGCGCGAUGAGGCUACGUUAUCAGCGACGCAGCCUGCAACUGCUGUGCUGUACCAACUCUAUCUGGAGUCCGGCAGCUUGAUCAACGCUAGUGAUCUUUGGCAGGCUUUCCAGGCGGUGAUUGGAGAUGAAAGGGAUGAAUCACAGACAAUGGCGCACUUCCAGCGGGCCUUGGCAGAGCUCAAAUACCUUGGUUUUGUCAAGCAGACGCGCAAACGGGUGGAUCACAUUGCGAAGGUCAUGUGGCGAGGCUUGUAG